Mesocricetus auratus (golden hamster) is the source of this 3569-nucleotide messenger RNA. It is a transcript of the gene Cog1, whose product is annotated as component of oligomeric golgi complex 1. The transcript has 14 exons. Gene Ontology annotation, biological process: intra-Golgi vesicle-mediated transport. Lineage: Eukaryota; Metazoa; Chordata; Mammalia; Rodentia; Cricetidae. The record is from RefSeq and is a predicted model, not a curated record. Bases 38 to 2962 code for a protein of 974 amino acids. Gene Ontology annotation, cellular component: COG complex; Golgi apparatus.
GGCGGAAGCGACCGGCGAGCCACAGUGGCCCAGCACCAUGGCGGCCGCGACCGCCUCCCCGGCUCUGAAGCGGCUGGAUCUGCGCGAUGCCAACGCGCUCUUCGAGACCCAUGGAGCGGAGGAAAUCCGCGGCCUGGAGCGCCAGGUUCGAGCGGAGAUCGAGCACAAGAAGGAGGAGCUGCGGCAGAUGGUGGGCGAGCGCUACCGCGACCUGAUCGAGGCGGCCGACACCAUCGGCCAGAUGCGCCGCUGCGCCGAGGGCCUGCUGGACGCCGUGCGGGCCACCGAUCGGUACUGCGCUCGCCUCCGCCAGGCCGGCUCCGCGGCGCCCCGGAUCCCGCGGGCCCCCCCGCAGCCACAGCCACCGUCUGAGAAAUUCUACAGCAUGGCCGCCCAGAUAAAGCUGCUGUUAGAGAUCCCCGAGAAGAUCUGGAGCUCCAUGGAGAACUCUCAGCAUCUCCAGGCCACACAACUCUACCUGCUCUGCGGCCAUCUGCAUAGCCUGCUCCAGCUGGACUCCUCUAGCUCCAGAUAUAGCCCCAUCCUCUCGAGAUUUCCCAUUCUCAUCCGGCAGGUGGCAGCAGCCAGCCACUUCCGGUCAACUAUUUUGUACGAAAGCAAGAUGCUGCUCAAAUGCCAGAAUGUGUCGGACCAGGCUGUGGCCGAGGCCCUCUGCUCUAUAAUGCUCCUGGAGGAGAGCUCUCCCCGCCAAGCCCUCACAGACUUCCUGAUGGCCAGAAAGGCAGCUAUUCAGAAACUUCUGAACCAGCCCCAUCACGGUGCUGGCAUCAAGGCCCAGAUUUGCUCUUUGGUGGAGCUGCUGGCCACCACCCUGAACCAAGCCCACGCCCUUUUCUACACGCUCCCAGAAGGCGUGCUGCCAGACCCAGCCCUGCCCUGCGGCUUGCUCCUCUCUACCCUGGAGACAAUCACAAGCCAGCAUCCCACGGGAAAGGGCAUCGGUGUCCUGCAAGGAGAGAUGAGAUUAUGCAGCUGGUUCAGACACCUGCCAGCCUCCAUUAUGGAGUUCCAGCCAGAGCUUCGAACUCUCGCACAUCCUAUCAGCCAGGAGUACCUGAAAGACACCCUGCAGAAAUGGAUCGACAUGUGCAGUGAAGACAUUAAAAAUGGGAUCACCAACCUGCUCAUGUACGUGAAGAGUAUGAGAGGUCUGGCAGGGAUCAGAGAUGCCGUAUGGGACUUACUUACCAACGAGUCUGCCAGCCACAGCUGGGAGGUGGUGUGCCGGCGGCUUCUGGAGAAGCCACUCUUGUUCUGGGAGGACCUGAUGCAGCAGCUCUUCCUGGAUCGGUUACAGACACUGACCAGAGAAGGCUUUGAAUCCAUUUCUGGCAGCUCCAAAGAGCUUUUGGUCUCAGCUCUGCAGGAACUGGAGGCCAACAACUCCACAUCGAAUAAGCAUGUCCACUUUGAGCAGAACAUGUCUCUCUUCCUCUGGUCCGAGAGUCCCAGUGACCUGCCUCCUGAUGCUGCCUGGAUCAGCGUGGCAAACCGGGCUCAGUUUGCCAACAGUGGUCUCUCCAUGAAAGCCCAAGCGGUCAGCCCUUGUGUACAGAGCUUCUGUUCUGCCCUGGACUCUAAGCUGAAGGUCAAACUGGACGACCUCCUGGCCUACCUUCCCUCCAGUGAGACACCACUGCCCAAGGACCCCUCCCCCGUGCACCAGGCUAAGAACUCUGCGUUCGAUAGAUACGCAGAUGCUGAGACUGUGCAGACCAUGCUUCGGACUCAGUCAGUGGCCUGUGUCAAGUAUCUCGUGGGCUGCAUCCAGGCAGAGCUGCAGACCAUUGAAGAAGUCACACAAGACCAGAAGGGUAUCCUUCACGGCACCAAGCUGCACGCAGUCCUCUUCAUGGCCAGACUCUGCCAGGCCCUGGGAGAACUGUGCCCUCACCUGAAGCAGUGUAUUGUGGGAAAGUGUGGAGCCUCUGAAAAACCAUCGAGAGAGGCCAGGGCUCUCAAGAAGCAGGACAAGGGGAGAGCUCAGGAGGUGCUCCCCGCGCAGGCCCAGUGGCAGGAAGUGAAGGAGGUCCUGCUCCAACAGAGUGUCAUGGCCUACCGGGUCUGGAGCUCAGCGCUUGUCAAAUUUCUGAUUUGUGGAUUCACUCAGUCGUUGCUUCUAAGUGACGCUGGCUCAAUCCUGGCCACUGCCACCAACUGGGACGAACUAGAAAUUCAAGAGGAGACGGAGUCUGGCAGCAGUGUCACAUCUAAGAUACGCCUUCCUUCUCAACCAUCCUGGUAUGUACAGUCCUUCCUGUUUAGUUUAUGUCAGGAAGUUAAUCGGGUUGGAGGCCAUGCUUUGCCAAAGGUGACUCUGCAGGAGCUGCUGAAGACCUGUAUGGGCCAAGUCAUAGCUGCCUAUGAGCAACUCACAGAGGAACACCAGGAAAAGAAAGAAGGGACGUUUCCAAUGACCCAGAACCGAGCCCUGCAGCUCCUCUAUGACCUGCGCUACCUCAAUGUCGUUCUGACCAGCAAGGGGGAGGAAGUGAAGAGUGGCCGGAGCAAGCCAGACUCCAGAAUUGAGAAAGUGACCGACAGGCUGGAGGCCCUCAUCGACCCUUUUGACCUGGAUGUUUUCACACCACAUCUCAACAGCAAUCUUAAUCGCCUAGUACAGCGAACUUCUGUUCUAUUUGGAUUGGUUACUGGUCCAGAGAAUCAGUUUGCCUCCCGGAGCAGCACUUUCAACUCCCAGGAACCCCAUAAUAUCCUGCCACUAGCCUCCAGCCAGAUCAGGUUUGGACUGCUUCCCCUGAGCAUGGCAAGCACGAGAAAGGCAAAGGCAACCAGCAAAGGCAUCGAAACACAAGCCCAGGACGCCAUCCUUAAGCCUGCCGGAGCCCUCCUGGGUAUUUCUGAAUUGUGUUGUGUACAUGUGUGCUUGACAGCUUCUCUUAGAGCACUUUGCCUGUUAUGUCAGACAGAAUUCCAGUAAAGUAUCCUUUCCCACAUUCCCUGCCAGCAAAUCCAGUAAGAUCUGAGUUCGGCAAACACCUGAUUUGAAAAUCUGGAAAGAAGUCCUAAAAGAAAACUUACUUUCUGACCUGCGGGCUUCAUCACACUAGUUCCCAUGUCACACAGCUGGCCUUUCUGUGCUGUGGCCCCCAGAAGAGCAGGCCAUUGAAGGCCCGCAUGCUCACUCCUCCUGGCAUGGGCCUCCUUCAGACUGUACUGCAUCAUAGUGUAACUGGCUCUGGUCCAGCAAGUCCCUCAGACCCUUCUUACUAGUCAUCCCUGCUCCUCAGUGCUGCUGCCUGUGCUGCGUGGCCUCUGAGUGGGGUGCAGUGGAGGGGGGGGAGCAGGCAGGAGGCGGAGGGUGAGGCUUAAGGCACUUCCUCUUCAUCUAAUGGCAGGUUGGCUCCCCGGCACUCUCCAGAGUAGGUGACCCGACACAUCCUGGCUCCUUGUUCAGACAGCUCGCCGGCGAGGAAGACGACUCACCUGCACCUUCCUUAUUCAAGCUAGCCUGGCUCUCUAGUAUGACAAAGUAGCAUGGAAAUAAUGCCCCGGCUCUAUUAUUAAAUACUAAUGCACCAUUUUCA